Molecule: messenger RNA, 240 nt
Organism: Microthlaspi erraticum
Lineage: Eukaryota; Viridiplantae; Streptophyta; Magnoliopsida; Brassicales; Brassicaceae
Source: the annotation of a GenBank genome assembly
GUCUUUUGGAGCAUUCUGGAGCAUAUGGGACAUGAGGAGCAUGGAGGGACUUGGCACAUGGAAGCAGCUCAACUGGACACGCAAAGGAAGAAGGGAGAAGCCAUCUUGAAGACCAGCUCGACCGUCCACUCGACCAACCGGUCGAGUUCCUCAACUCGACCGGCCAAGCUUCAACUCGAUCGAGCUGGGGAGUCAAAGUCAAACCCGAAAAAUGUUGCUUCCCCCUUGACUUUCCUUUGA